Molecule: messenger RNA, 1503 nt
Organism: Aaosphaeria arxii CBS 175.79
Lineage: Eukaryota; Fungi; Ascomycota; Dothideomycetes; Pleosporales
Exons: 4
Coding region: 1-1503 (500 amino acids)
Source: RefSeq, a predicted model, not a curated record
AUGGACAAUAACGCUUCCAAGGAGGAGCCUUCUUCUCAAUUAGAAGUCCCCCGCAGUACCUCCACACGAACGCCGUCGCCAACACAGUACGAGUUCGUCAGUUUAACAGGAACCGAGGAUCCAAGAACAACAAGAAGGAAACUAAAGAAAGUCCGAAGCCAUGUCAUGAAGAACUACUUGCACCAGCAACGGCAGCAUAGCCAGGAUAGAUCCUCAGAAGACCCAAUUUCAGCAAGUGUGGGCAGUGAUAGGAGGAAGGGCAAAGAGAUGAUGAGAGCCAGGGAAUCCACGGGUAGGAAGUCGAGAAGUCCAGGGCUCGACGGGAAGUCUGCUUCUUGGAAGGAUUCGCUCGUUGGUUAUGGAAUUCGAGAUUACUUCGAUCUUGGCAAUUCCGAUGCAUCUCCGUUCAGCUUUGAGUUCACAUUCCCCGCUGAUCAGGUCUCGGCUUGUGCGCAAUCGUACAUGGAUGCUUUGCUGCGUGAUCAGAAGACUGGUCUGGCGCAACCUACUUUCGACACGUUGCGGUGUAGGUCGAAAGUCGUUAGUAUCGUCAAGGAAACGCUGGAUCGUUGUGGCGAUGAUUUCUCGGAAUCUCUGGUACUCGCUGUCAAUAUCCUGGCGUUUGGAUGUGCUCUCGAUAACGAAUGGAACGAGGCAAGAGGCCAUAUGGACGCACUGCUCAAGAUGGUCAGUAGACGCGGAGUUGAAAAUUUUACUUUGGAAGUGAGAAGAGCAGUCACAUGGACGACAUAUUCCCUUUCAAUCCCAUUGAGUCUACCUCCCGUCUGGCCGCCAACAUUAUAUCCUGACGCCGAAGCACUUCCCCUCGCCUUCCUCGACGAAGCCCAACUCCGAUCCUGGAAAACCAUGAAGCGCUUCCCCAAAGACAGCCCCUUCAUAUUCGACGUCGUCAUUAGACUUCACCAACUAAACCUCGCCACUUCAUCCGACUGGCACGGGAAGCUCGAUUCGAAAACACUCAGCAACUUAUACUUUGAAACGAUGUACGCGGCUCUAGCAGUCGAAGCCGACGAGCGGUGGAUUGAGUUCCAUGCUACGCAUAGUGGGGACUAUGGGACAGUCACAAUGAUGAAGGUCUGGGCGCUGGGUGCGCCAGGAUUUAUAUGGGCGACGCUGCGCCAUGCGAAGGUUCGAUUGGGAUCUUCGGCUCCUAGUUGUGAUUUCGAGCCCGUGUAUGCACGUCUCAAGGAUCUUCUCGAAGGUGUGGAUGAAUCGAGUGCAUGGCCUCGUGGGAAGAAUCUAGAGGUGGUGUUGGCGACGCUGUUCUAUAGUCUUGAGGCUUGUGGACCUGCAAACAGUUGGAGAACUUGGUUGAUUGGUGCGGUGAGGCGGGGCGUUGAGGGACUGAGAAUUAAGGAUGUAGAUGCUUUUAAGAAGAUUCUACGGGCUUUUCCGUGCAGUGAUGAGCAUAUGGCUGCAGCAGACCGGAUUUGGGGAGAACUUUAUAGUGGAGAAAUAGCUACUGCCGCAGCGUUUGUUUAA